ACGUGGCAGAUGGUCAGUAAGCACUUUCUUGUACUGAGCUGGAUUCGUAGGGUUCCGCGGGGUGCCCGGCGGUUAGGUCUCGGGAAGACAAGGGCCCUGAGGCCUGGAAGGAGGGGCUUCUCUCUGACGCAGCCGCGAGCAGAGGAAGGAGAGCAAAGAAGGCAAGAGCGACGAGACAAAGGAACUCACACUCACGUCUUCUCAGAAAAGUGUGCGCACAUGGGUCAGGGACCGGGCGGGGGCACGGAUUAACAGAAGUGAACAGAGCAUAGUAACAGCUACCCAUGUUCGUCCAGAACCCUCUAGAAGGCUACUCAUCAUUUGCUUACCAGCAUUAUUUGGCCACUGCUCUGUUAUAAAUGCAUCCAUUCACUUUGGCAUCCUAACAAGGACACUGAGGCAGGCCAAUUACAGUCGGCCCGAAGCAGCUGUGGCUCGUAGUGGGGAAGCCAGGAUUUGAACCCAGGACUCGAAGUUGAUCUAGAGUCUGUGAUGCCAACCCGUGAGCCUCACACCUCCCUACCCGGCCUUGUUUUAUGUAGCUGGUUUGCCACGAGCCUCUGGGGCGGCAGGGCGGCAUGAUUCUCAUAGUUCACAGCAACAAACAGAGAGGUGUGGUGACCUGGCUGGAGCCACACAGCUACUGAGCGGCCGAGCGGGGAUGCCAGCUUGCCCGUCUCUAACUGCAAGCCUGGAGAGUUCUCCUUCCCAGGGAGAAGGAAUGUGGGAAUCCCGUGCCAGUCGGAGUCAGGUGCCAACAGGGAGGUGCCAGCUGGGCUCGAGGGACAUUUUCCAGCAUCUCCAGAGUGCGGCUUUCACAGGCUCCUGGGUCUCCCCGGCUCAGGAACAGGGCGAGGGUUGGCAAGUCAGCAACAACAGGAAGAGGACGAGGGGAGAGUCCGGGAGGGGUGCCUCCUGGCUGCCACAGCCGUCCCUGAGUUGAGGCCCAGCGAGACGGGAUGAAAUGUGAACAGGGGCCGUGGGCUGGAGGACUCCAUAGAGACGCAGCGUGGAGGGCGGACGGGAGGCUGCCCCCGGAGGGGGAUUCCAGCCUCCCCGCCCCCGUGGAGAAGCCUGGACCGUGGGCGGCCCAAGCCAGACCCUCUCCAGCGUCUCUCCUGAAAGCCACCGAGGCACUGUGAACCCUUCAGGAAAUAGCUGCUUCUGAACAGAGAGGGACCAAGCCCCCGGGGGUCUUGAGGGGAGAGGCAGGCCCUUCUAGGUGAGCCGUCGGUCCCGGAGCCGCCCGGUCAGGAGCGUGGGAGGCUGGCAGAAAGGCCUUUAAAACCCGCAGGCCCAGCCCCUGCCCCUGCUGCAGGCCUGACACGGAGAGAAGGUCUCCCUGAACCCCAGAGAUGAAAGGCCUUCUCACGCUGGCUUGGUUCCUGGCUUGUAGUGUGCCUGCUGUGCCAGGGGGCUUGCUGGACCUCAAGUCCAUGAUUGAGAAGGUGACCGGAAAGACCGCCCUUACGAACUACGGCUUCUACGGCUGUUACUGUGGUUGGGGCGGUCGGGGGACCCCCAAGGACGGCACUGAUUGGUGCUGCUGGGUGCAUGAUCACUGCUACGGGCGGCUGGAGGAGAAAGGCUGCCACAUCCGGACACAGUCAUACAAAUACAGAUUUGCACGGGGACUGGUCACCUGCGACCUCGGGCCCCUCUGCCAAGUGCAGCUCUGUGCCUGUGACCGGAAGCUCGUCUACUGCCUGAAGAGGAAUCUGAGGAGCUAUAAUCCUCGUUACCGAUACUUUCCCAACAUCCUCUGCUUCUAGUGGCCCUCAGUGAGCUCCUUGCUCCCUUCUCUCCUCCCACACGGAGCUCACCGACUCCCCUGGGUUCCCGAGAGAGGCUCGCAGUCCUGGACCUCCUUCUCUCUCCAUGGUCCACGGGGCUUGGCGGAGCCCCACGGCCACACUCCACGCUCCAGAGAGUCCCGGGAGAAUGACUCUGGUCCCAGGACCCCGCAAGGUCCACUUGUGAGGUGGGCUCGCCCCACGCUCCAGGCCGGCUGUCUUCCCGCUUGCCCUGAAGACAGCGCCCCUUCUCCAGGAAGACACAUUGACUUUGCAGUUUCUGUAGUCGGACUAUCACUACCACCCUCUAGAGAGUUUUUACUCAAGGUAGAAGCAAAAUUGACCCCCUAAUUCUGCCAUAGAGAUGUUUGAAAACAUUAUUCUUUACAAAGA
Leopardus geoffroyi (Geoffroy's cat) is the source of this 2186-nucleotide messenger RNA. RefSeq names its product phospholipase A2 group V (gene PLA2G5). The transcript has 5 exons. Bases 1356 to 1772 code for a protein of 138 amino acids. Gene Ontology annotation, biological process: arachidonate secretion; lipid catabolic process; negative regulation of T cell proliferation. Gene Ontology annotation, molecular function: calcium ion binding; phospholipid binding. NCBI's taxonomy places the organism in Eukaryota, Metazoa, Chordata, Mammalia, Carnivora, Felidae. The record is from RefSeq and is a predicted model, not a curated record.